Acanthocheilonema viteae is the source of this 1452-nucleotide messenger RNA. The record is from the annotation of a GenBank genome assembly. Lineage: Eukaryota; Metazoa; Nematoda; Chromadorea; Rhabditida; Onchocercidae.
AUGCAUACCUCAAUGAUGGAAAAAGCUGAGAAAGCAUUGACAGUUGGGGUGACCGACAGCAAUAUGAUGAUGAAUGUAUAUGAAAAUCCUGUAGCUCCGAUGAUAGUACAUCAACCGCUUAUGGAUGAAGAAUAUAGACGAUUAGUGGAAGCGGAAAUGUACAUACAGGAUGCUAUUGAAUAUGUUGCCGAUGAAAUUCGCCCUGAAGCACCGAGCGGUUUCAUCGUUGAAGAAGAGAUGUUGAAUAAUACAAGUGAAAGCGGUAAUAUCACCGGUGCUCCAAAUUUACAACAGUUACCAUCUGCUUCACCGGAAGCUACAAGUCAAAUGUUCAGGACCAACGAAAUAUUUGAAAAAGUGGAAGAACCGAUAGAAGUUGAUGAUGCGGUAACAUAUGCCCCUGAAAUACAAUCUAUCGAAAUUCCACCCGAUGAAGCGAGUGUUAACAGUGAAAAUUUAUUGGAAUAUUUUGAUGAGGUUGCUGCAGAAUACGCUAAUGUUCUACCAUUACCACAAUCAAUAGGAGUUACCGGAAAUACACCAUUUACAAAACCAGCAGAAACAUCGCAAUCAAUAUCUUUACUGAAAAGUUCACGAAGUUACACAUCAAGCGGAAGUCAACCACGGAUGAAAAAACGAAGUUCAUUGUUGAGUGUAUUGGGUGUAACAAGUACGCAAGAGAUGUUGUUAACAUUAACAUCACUUGAAGAUCUAUCAAAUGCUAUGCGUAAAGCUGGUUUACAGUCCACAAAUUUGAUUUUUGGUAUUGAUUAUACGGCUAGCAAUAAAUAUCAAGGUGAACAGUGCUUUCAAGGGCGAUCUUUGCAUUCCUUGGAUCCUUACAAAGAAAAUCCAUAUCAACAGGUAAUUAAAAUUAUGGGGCGGAUAUUGGCACCGUUUGCUACAUCCGGUUUUAUACCAGCUUAUGGUUUUGGAGAUGUGAAAACGAGUGAUUGGUCAGUGUUCAAAUUGAAGCCUGAUGGUGAAUGCAGAAAUCUCGAUGAAUUAUUACAUGUAUACGAUGCAAUCACUCCAACAAUAAGUUUAAGUGGUCCAACAAAUUUCGCUCCACUAAUUUACGAAGCUAUUCAAAUUUGUGAGAAAGCUCAAAAUUAUCAUAUAUUAGUAAUAAUAGCAGAUGGACAAGUGACCAACGAAAAGGCUACUCGAAAGGCCAUUGUACGAGCAUGCCAAUAUCCGUUGUCAAUUAUUGUGGUCGGUGUUGGUGAUGGACCAUGGAAUAUGAUGAAGAUAUUUGAUGAAUCAUUACCAAGAAGACCGUGGGAUAAUUUUCAUUUUGUUGAAUUUCAUGAAGUGAUGCAAAAAGCGAAUAAUGUUGAUUCCGGUGAAUUAUCAUUUGCAGUGCAAUCGUUAUUAGAAAUACCGGAUCAGUACAAUAUAGUUCGUCAAUUGGGCUUAAUACGAUCAGUAUCACCAAUACCCGAACAUUAG